Messenger RNA from Torulaspora delbrueckii, 3735 nucleotides. It is a transcript of the gene SSM4, whose product is annotated as E3 ubiquitin-protein ligase SSM4. Gene Ontology annotation, molecular function: zinc ion binding. The record is from RefSeq and is a predicted model, not a curated record. Gene Ontology annotation, cellular component: endoplasmic reticulum membrane. NCBI's taxonomy places the organism in Eukaryota, Fungi, Ascomycota, Saccharomycetes, Saccharomycetales, Saccharomycetaceae. The transcript has a single exon. Bases 1 to 3735 code for a protein of 1244 amino acids.
AUGGACGUGGAUGUUGAUCGAGAGACGAUGAGUGGUGUUAAAAACUCUGAUAUACCAGCUGGAGCCACUUGUCGUAUCUGUCGUGGAGAUGCAACUGAGGACAACCCAUUGUUUCAUCCCUGCAAGUGUAAAGGGUCCAUUAAGUAUAUUCAUGAGUCUUGCUUGAUGGAAUGGAUUUCUUCAAAAAAUGUGGAUAUCAGUAAACCAGGUACAACUGCCAACUGUGAUAUUUGCCACUAUCCUAUAAAUUUUAGUACCACAUAUGCGGAAAAUAUGCCUGAUCGGAUACCUGUUUCUUUGUUGGUGAAGAGAAGUUUGAUAUCAUGUUUUCAUUUUGUCAAGGAUGGAUUAACCUUGAAUUUAGCCGCAGUGCUAUUCCUUAUUGGUAUCCCUUUGACAUGGAAUUUCUUUGGGAAGCUUUAUACUAUGAUCCUGGAUGGCGAAUUACCUUAUAAGGGAGAUUUCCACAAGAGUAUGGCAUAUGGUUAUAGAGAUGAUAUCUCUGAAGGUACUAGUUUACUCCUACAGUACACUUUAAAUUUCCGAUUUUCUAUCCUACAAAUAGUGAUGGUGGUUAUUCUUCACAUCAGUCUCUAUUUCCAGUACGACAUGAUUGUUAGAGAGAGCGUAAUGAGUAAGAUGAUCUUUCACAAGAUUGGUCCCCAAUACACGAAAGAGGAACUGAUUAAGAUACAGUUGAAGGAGAGAUUUCCAAUGAUGGAUAAUCAGACUAUCGAACAUGUUGCAAGAUUGAUGAAGGCAAGAGACGAGGCUGGAGAUGCGGCUGACACUCAUGAUGAUUCCACUGCAGAUUUAGGUGCCGAACAGAACGAGGAAAGCGAUGAGGACGACGAGCCACCAAAUACUGGUGAUUCGACGGGUCAGGAAAACUCGACCCAUGAAACUACCGAUAUGGAUUCUAGUGGGGAUGAACUUGAAGAAGAACGCCAAGACGAACUGGUUGACGAUACGUUGUCCGAAGAUGAAAUCGACGUACCAAUUCAAAGGCCAUUUGAUGCUUUUAUGCAUCGCAGAGCUCAAAAUGAGUUUGAUGAGUUACUCGAUAGACAGAACGAACAGGCAAAUGAUCAAGCAGUUCCUAUUUUAGAUGGGGGGAGAAACGAGGAAGAAGAUGCUGAGGGUCCUAUGGUUGAGGGUGCUGGUGAAGAUGACAUGAUUCAACAGGCGCCACCCCCUAUUGUAAUUAAUUUGAAACUGAAAUUGAUUAAUGUUUUAGCUUACUAUAUUGUGGCCGAGGUAUUGGUUGCCGUUUAUCUAGCAGUUGCUUAUUUGUUACCCACUGUUGUCGGAUACGGUUUGAUCAAAGUUGCUAUUCUGUUCGGCACAAUUGUCCAACGUGGAAUGGUUCGCUUGUACUAUAUUCUUCAGUUGUUCAAGAUCUAUCAUCUGGCACUUGAGAAUGUUCCUUAUUUUGAGCCACUAUGUGGGUGGAUGUCAAAAAAUGUGGUUAGCAUCUGGAUUUACUAUUAUGAUGGGUACGUGAACAACACUCUGAAAUCAUCUAUCGUUACACGGAGUCUACCUGCACUGGUAACGUAUAUUGCCACCAUUUCCAUCAUAAGCGUCUCAUCUGAGUUACUAUGCAAGGGUUAUGGACGUGAAAAUGGUGUGAGAAACCGCACCAAGAGAUUUAUCUUUCAAAUUUUGUUCGCCAUCAAGUGUACCUUUAAGGUUUUUACGCUGUUUUUCAUCGAACUUGCUGGCUUCCCCGUCCUGGCGGGAUUGAUGUUGGAUUACUCCAUCUUUUCUCCAUUGUUGAGUCCAGGUAAAAUGCUUUGGGCUCCACAGAUUUGCACAGUUUGGCCACCACUAAUCUUUUUCACAUAUUGGACUAUCGGAACCUUAUACAUGUAUUGGUUCGCCAAAUAUAUCGGUAUGAUCAGGCAACACAUUAUCAGACCGGGUGUGCUAUUUUUCAUUAGAUCUCCUGAUGAUCCUAAUAUCAAGAUCUUGCAUGAUAGUUUGAUUCAUCCAAUGAGUAUACAAGUUUCCAGGCUGUGUCUAUCAAUGUUCAUCUAUGCCGUUUUCAUCAUUGUAGGUUUUGGAUUCCACACUAGGUUUUUAUUCCCAGUUCUACUGAAGUCGAAGUUGCUGACAACCAACAAUUGCAUCGAGCAUCCUCAAUUAAUAUAUGUUGCGCUCUUCUACAUCACAAAACAAAUUGUCGAGUCUAAGCCAAGUGUCAAGUUAUACAUAAGGAAGUAUUGGGAACGCGCGUUUGAUGUGUCGGCCCGAAAACUUCGCCUAUCAUCUUUCAUUUUAGGUCAUGAUAUACCCACAGAGAGAGGUCACAUACUCUAUAGAAACUUCUUCUACCGAUUUUUCGCUAAGAAGAGUGCAGAAUGGUCUAAUCCUCAACUUUUUACAAUGCCAAAGACCUUAGAUCAAGCAAAGACGUUAUUCCGUGAGGAUCCCAACAUUCAUGCAUAUUUCAUUCCAGAUGGUAUCCUGAUGCGUGUACCUUCAUCCGACAUCGUUUCGAGGAACUACGUACAAACCUUAUUUGUUCCUGUCACUAAGGAUGAUAAAUUACUGAGACCAUUGGAUCUGGAAGUUAUAAAAGCAAGAAAUCAACGGAAUGCUGGCGAUUUUGGAUACCUUGACGAACAAAACACAGAAUUUGAUGCUUACUCCAUAGUUUACACGCCUCCAAACUUCCGAAUGAGAUACAUGUCACUCUUGGUGUUCGUAUGGCUUUUCGCGUCGUUGAUGGUAUUGCUGACUGCCCUUCUUUGUCAAUACUCUGUUGCAACGCUGCUUGCUUUUAUUUUACUGCCCGCUACGUCGUUGCUCUCUAAAUCCGAUUCCACAUACCGUACCUCGAAGCUUUUCAUUAAGACUAAAUUCCAACAAUUAGAUCUCUUUUUCGUUUGUGCUGGAGCCAUUGUUUUGUCCAUUGCGCUUGAAAGAUAUCAUGCAUACAAGAUAUCCAGAAUUGUUCUCUCUGAUCAUAUAGUUCCCGUGGUCAACGAAGAUACGAAUGAACCUGAGCUCAAUGCAAACAAUAAUGUUCGGUUAGAAGCCCGUCCCGCACAAGACAUUCGGAACGUUCUGCGAAACAUUUUGAAUCAUGGAGAAGCAAAGUUCUUUAUUUUCUUGAUCGGUAUGUUAUCGGUUGUGUUCGUUCGCCACGUCGCACUACUUGUCAAUUUACGCUCUUUGAGAUAUUUUGGAUUGGGUUAUAUCUCUCGCAAAUAUUUCAAAGACUUUGAAAUAUCCAUUUCACCUACCCAUUUAUUUGAAGCAGAUUUCGAGGAAUUGACGUUUUUGCUACUGCAAAAUCUAUCGACUUUCUACAUCGGUAGAAAGUUUGCAAAUAAUAGACAUCGUCCUUUGUCUGCAUGGUUUAAGCUGAUAUCUGGGGAUUUACUCGGUCAACUUUCAUUCAUUUUAUACACAACGAUACCAUUAGUGAUCUCUUGGUUCACUUUCACCUCUUUGGAAUACUUUUUGCAUUCUGACCGCUAUACAUCCUUCAGCGCCGUCGUCAAAUUCUUAUGGCAUUACAGAUUAUCACCGCAAUCAAACGACAUUCCAUGGACAAUACCUCAGCAUUUGUGUUUUUCAUCGCUUUACGUUAUCAUGAGCAGCUAUAUAGUGUGGAAGUGUGCAUUUGCAGCUAAAAAAUGGUUUGGUGUCGCAAUACAGAAUGUGAAGGAUGAAGUAUAUGCCAAAGGUAGAUCUUUACAAAACUUCUCAGGAGGUGAUGAUUGA